Messenger RNA from Chironomus riparius, 3132 nucleotides. The record is from the annotation of a GenBank genome assembly. NCBI's taxonomy places the organism in Eukaryota, Metazoa, Arthropoda, Insecta, Diptera, Chironomidae.
GAACUCAGUGCGUCCAGUGAACUCGAAAGUGCAGGAACGAAUAUUUACAUGAAAAAUUUAUUAAAAUUAAUUAAAAUAGCUUAGAAAGUUGACUAGCUCAGUGUAAGGAAGUACAAAAAGUGGCAAGGAAUCAAGUAAAAAUCAAGUAAAAGUGAAAAUUUAUUGAUUUAAUCGAUUUUUCGCGAGGAAAAACCUUUUGGAAGAAAAAUCAAUUUUUUCAGCAUAUCAAAAAAGGGAUUCUCAACAAGUUUUCAUUAAUUUCUAAGACGUGAAAAUGGCUCAGGCACAACAAAUGCUUUCUGUCGCUCUAGAAUUCCUAAAGACGAGCUAUAAGUUCGAUACGUUUCAGGAACCAAGAGGUGUCAUGCGUAUCUUUCAACUCGUCUUUUCAGUAUGGGGAUUCUUUGCUGUUCGUGGAUUUACAUUGACAUUAAGUAUGGAUUGUCAAGAAAGAAUUUAUCAAAGAACUUACGAAAUAGAAUAUCCGUUUGAGUUUGGUGAGCAUAUUUGCAGAAGGAAAAUUGAUUUUUCCAAGACUGACAAUUCGACAGCAUUUGUAUCCGUUGAUGCUUCAGCUGGAGCUACAUUCUUCGCAAUUACUGCUGUCUUGGCACUACUAUAUGCUAUUUUCAUCAUUUUUGUCUAUACAUAUUUGGAUGAAAUGUACAAGAGCAAACCAGAAUUUCCAAUGGCUGAUUUUGCAUUAACUGGAAUUUUAGCAUUCUUCUGGCUCAUCGGAACGCUUGGAUUCAAUAGUGGCGGAAGUGCAAUGAAGAAGACCUUCGACGAAGAUUAUUUAGGUCAAACAUGUUAUCAAUGUGUACCUAAAGUGUCAAGUUUUACGGACUUGAAUAUUGCAUUGCUCAUUGGAUUCUUAAACUUCUUCUUAUGGACAAGUGAUUUGUGGUUCCUUUAUAAGGAAACUGCUUGGUUCCAAAAUAGAGGAGCAAUUUAUAAUCAACAAAUGUAUGGACAACAGCAAAUGCCUCCUCAACAGCUUGGCCAAGAACAGCAACAAUUUGGUCAACAAUCACAGUAUGAACAACAGCAGCAGCAGCCACAAUAUGGACAGAAUCAACAAUAUGAUCAAUCAUAUGGACAGCAAUAUGAUCAAUAUGGUCAAGGAUCUUACGCUCAGCCAUCAAUGUAAGAUGCUACAUAAUUUAUUUCAAUGAUUAAGGUAAAUAUUGUUUCACUUAUAAGAUUCACAAGUUAUUUUUAAUAUCAUAACAAAAAGACAACAAAAACUUAACUACCCAUCUACCUAGUCAGCUAUUAUGUUUUACAAAAAAUCGUUUGUUGUUUUGCUUUCUUCAUGUGAGCAUGUUUUUAUGUCUGUGAAAUGAACAUGUUGACAAUUGCUGGCGAUAAAAGUAUGAUUGAUAAAAAUUACACAUUUAUGGGCAUCUCAUGAAUAAGUAAAUUGCAAUACAUGGCUGUAUUCACCUUUAUGUAAACCUUUCAUGAGAAGAGACUCUAAAUUCACAAAAACUACUUAAUACCUUAAUUAGAACCAUUCAUUCAUACCUAGUUAAUUAAAUGGAGCUGAAGAAAGGCGCUUAAUUAGAUCCGUUUGAAUUUACACUACAACGCACUGAAGCGAUACUAUGUUAUGCAAAUAAUAUUCGUGUCUAGAGAAUUUCCAUUGAAAUGCCACAAAAAAUGAGAGAAAAAAAAGCUGAAACUUGUUGAUUCCGCAGAGAAAACGGCAUAAAGUUUUAAAGCUUUUAUAAUAAUUGGUUCUGUGGCUUUAAGACGAGCAAAAAUAGAUUCAACAUUGUUCAUUUCACAGACAUAAAUGUAUUUUAUCAAUGGACAAAUUAAUUAUGAGGAAAUAAUUAGUAUAGUACUUACCUACUUACUUAAACUUAUUAUGUAUAGCUCGAAAUGAGGUGAAUCCUAUCAAUUUAUCAUUAUUAUCAUGUUGAAAAUAUAUAAAAAUAUACAUAGAAAUAUAUUUAUUGAGCUAUGUCAUAUGUAUUGAACAGCCAUAUGAGAAAUAAGGAAUGUAUUAAUAUUUAAUUACCAGUUCUUACGAUUACAUUCCGGAAAGUUGAGUAAAAUUAAGAAUUUUUUUUGAUUUUUUGCUUGAAAUUUUUCUUCUCAAAAUCCUAUUUAUGUCCCAGGUGAGAUAAGGAAGUAUAUUGCGACAAUCUAUGGAUCAAAUAAAUUUAAUAAUAAUAAUGUUAAUUGGAAAAUUCAUGCGAAUACAGUUUAAUAGUCAUUUCCAUUUUAGUUUUUUGAGACUGCAAAGUUUUAUGUUGAAAAAAAUCCACAAAUAUUAAAAUUAACAUUGCAACAAAACGUAUUAAUAAUAUUAAUAAAAAAUAAUGUAUUUAACUUAUUAUGAUUAUGGAAUAAUAAUGUCCUUACUCAAGUAACUAAUGAAUCUCAACUCAAAAAUCUUGAUGCCAUUCAUUAAACGAUUUGUUAAGAUAUAAAUUAAUAUUGGCAGUGAAUAAUUUUUGCAUGAAAAUUAAGAAUCAAUAAAUUAAUCUUACUAAUGGUACAAUACAAAAAUUUAACAAUUGAGAAUCUCUAUGAAAAUUAUCUCCUUUUAAUUAUUCCUUUUAGCCACACUUUUAAAGAAAAAUUAAAUUAAAAAUUGAAAAUAUACAUGAUUAUUAUGAAUGUGUAGUCGAUUUAAGAUAAUACCAAAAUUUAAAUAAAAAUCUUUAAAGAAAAAUACCAAAAAAUGAGACAUUAAUCAAUGUUGCGCAAUUAUAAAGAGAUAUCAGUAAUUAUGUUUAUAGCAGAUGAUAAAAUAUAAGAGAAUUCACUUAUUGUUCGUCACAACAUAAAUAUAGAACUUUAACAGUUCUUUUAAAUAAAUAAUAAUAAAAAAUUCUUUACUGAGUUCAUAGCAGAUUUUUAGGAACCUAAGAUGCAUUCAGACAACAUGAAAUUAUAAAACAAGAAAUAUGAAAUAUGAUCAAUGGACAUGCUAAAUGUGAAAGAAAUAUAAAUUAAUGAGAAUCAUGAAAUAAUUUAUCAAGCAUAAAAGGAAUAUGGCAUAGAAAAUAACACAUAAAAUAUUGACAUUAAUGAACUAAUUCAGAUUACUUACCACGCGAGAGUCAAAAGACAAUUGUUAUUUUUGAAGGCUCACAAAUGAAUGUUUAUGCAUGAAAU